UGAAGAUGCUCAUAAAUAUAUUCAUUUCAGUAGCUUGCUUCACGGGUUUGUAUUCAUAUUCUAUUGAGUGUCUGUCUAUAUAUACAACCCCCAAUACAUUGGUUUCUUCCUCAUACGAAACACUUUUGUACUAAUAAUAACUUUAGAUUAUUUGUCACCAAUCAUGCCAAGAUCGCUUCUCCUCCUCCUACUCCUCGCAGUUGUCUUCCUCCCAACACAUCAUGCGUCAGUGGAUUUCACCCGUCAACCACCACGACCCCUUGUUUACACCUAUCAUGACGGUCCAGAAUCUCAUCCUCAACAGGUGCAUGUGUCAUUGGUUGGAAAGCAGUACAUGAAAAUUUCAUGGGUGACUGAGGAACGCAAUGUGGCGUCAAUAGUCAACUAUGGAAAAAUUCCGGGGAAAUACGACUCAUCGGCUACUGGAAAUUCAACAUCUUACCAUUAUUUCUUAUAUACUUCUGGGGAGAUCCACCAUGUCACAAUCGGACCCUUAGAUCCGGCCACAAUAUAUUACUAUCGUUGCGGUGGCUCUGGCCCUGAGUUUAACUUUCAAACACCGCCGGUCAACUUUUCGAUCGAGUUUGUAGUUGUUGGUGACCUUGGACAGACAGAAUGGACUAGCUCAACCUUGGAGCAUAUUAAUGCAAGCAAUUAUGAUGUUUUGCUCCUCCCUGGCGACCUAUCCUAUGCUGACACACAACAACCACUAUGGGAUUCAUUCGGGCGACUGGUCCAGCCAUAUGCUAGCCGUAGACCAUGGAUGGUUACCCAAGGGAACCAUGAACAAGAAAUAUUCCCAAUCAUCUACCCCAAAGGGUUUAAGGCCUACAAUGCCCGUUGGCCCAUGCCAUACGAAGAAAGUGGCUCCAAUUCAAACCUUUAUUACUCCUUUGAUGUAGUCGGGACUCACAUCAUUAUGUUAGGGUCAUACACCGAUUUUAGUGUUGAUUCCGAUCAAUACAAGUGGUUAAUGAACGACUUAGCAAAAGUGGACAGAUCACUAACACCAUGGCUUAUUGUGCUGCUUCAUGCCCCGUGGUAUAAUUCCAACAUGGCUCAUCAAGGGGAAGGUGAAAGCAUGAGAUUAGCAAUGGAGAAAAUGUUGUAUGAUUCCGGAGUUGACAUGGUUUUCGCCGGCCACGUCCAUGCAUAUGAAAGAUUUACAAGAGUUUAUGCCAACAACGCAGCUCCUUGCGGACCAAUAUACAUAACAAUUGGAGAUGGAGGCAACAGAGAGGGUCUUGCCAUGGCAUACAAAGAACCUAGUCCUUCAAUAUCGCUAUUCAGGGAGGCAAGCUUUGGGCAUGGUCGUUUGAGAAUAAUCAACGAGACCCAUGCUCACUGGUCAUGGCACCGCAACGAUGACUCUGCCUCAGUUGUGGCUGAUGGUGUUUGGAUCGAGUGUUUAAGCUCCUUGCCUUCAUGUGGCCAAAUCAAAGGAAAAGUGCCUAAACACGAUGAGCUUUGACCAUCUUUCGUCUAACAUUUAAGUGUGCAUUAUAGAUAUAGUUACUUCUCUAAUACGUACUUAGUCUUGUUGGAAAUUUUAGUGAAAAUGAGUUUACCACUAAAUAUUUUGGACAUUAAUAAUAUUUAUAUAUGUGUUGUAUAAAUAAUUAUUUAUGGUUUGUGUUC
This is a messenger RNA of Helianthus annuus (common sunflower), 1638 nucleotides long. RefSeq names its product purple acid phosphatase 22. The transcript has 5 exons. Gene Ontology annotation, molecular function: acid phosphatase activity; metal ion binding. Bases 164 to 1471 code for a protein of 435 amino acids. NCBI's taxonomy places the organism in Eukaryota, Viridiplantae, Streptophyta, Magnoliopsida, Asterales, Asteraceae. The record is from RefSeq and is a predicted model, not a curated record.